Molecule: messenger RNA, 2339 nt
Organism: Phytophthora nicotianae INRA-310
Lineage: Eukaryota; Oomycota; Peronosporomycetes; Peronosporales; Peronosporaceae
Exons: 2
Coding region: 594-2273 (559 amino acids)
Biological process (GO): spindle attachment to meiosis I kinetochore; attachment of mitotic spindle microtubules to kinetochore; kinetochore assembly
Cellular component (GO): kinetochore
Molecular function (GO): centromeric DNA binding
Source: RefSeq, a predicted model, not a curated record
AAAGCAAAAUCUUCGCGGUUGAUUAACCGUUGAACAUGGACGACAUCGAGGCACUCAUGCCCCGCACUAAGUGCGUCCUCCCUCGCCCCACGACCCUGUACUGGAGAUAAAGCACUGAUACGUGUUCUUCUGCUUCUUUACAGAGCGGCUAAUGACCACGCCCCUGUCGACAAGGCCAAGUUGAAGCAGUACAUGGCCACCAAAAAGGCGGCCCACACCAUUGGAGCGUAAGACGAAUCAGUCAGGAAUAUUUUAUGUAUUACAUGCUAAACUAUCAUACCUCACUAUUGCUUCAGCCGCUCGGGCGUCGUGGUGCGCGGUGACGUGCGCAAGGACGCUGAGGGGUUCGAGGACGUCGACGAUUUCUGGGUCGAUGACGACUCGAUGCAAGACGACUCGGUGGACGACGACGACUGUGCGUGCUGUUCACAGCUGCAAUAUAGUAGAGAUUACUGUUGUGAUUGUGCUGAUGUUGGCUCUGUGCUGUGUGGACAGCGCUGACGGCGUCGGACAAGGAGUCAGCAGACACGUCGGGGGACAUCUCAGAGCCGAGCGAACAUGAGGUAGAGCUGCCGGAUAUCGACAGUCCCGUUAUGAGUGACCGCGAGAAUAUGGAGAUCGAGACCGGAAACAUACCGUCGCGGAGGCGCUCGCAGAGAAACAGUGGUCGAGUGGAAAGAGAGGAGAAGAAGGAGGACGCAGAUCCUGCGCCCUCGUCUCCUCUGCGGAGCGAUGUGUCGUUCGAUUUUGGCGGCUCACCUCAUGGAUCUGUGGAUAUGAACACCGACAAGAACAUCACGAUCCGUGAUAGACGCAAGAAGUCGACUGGGAAGGAUGAUAAGGAAAAAGCGAAGGCUCGUCGACGAGAAUCGUACGGUGGACGUGGCUUUGACGAGGAUAUGAUCAGUCCGUUCUCCAUGAAUGAAGGCCAAGUCACACCGCUAUCGAAUGCUAGUGACCGUACUUUGAAGUCAAUCCCUUCGUUUUCAGACAAGAAUUCACUCUCGCCAAACAUCAGUAAAGAUCUAUUCAAAAAAGGUGACUAUGAUAGUGAUCCCAGCGACGAAAAGCCAAAGAAGAAGCAGGCGAAGGGAAAGAAAGCGAAAAAGAUAGCAACGGGGAAGCAGUCAGUUGGUGAUACGAAGAAGCGUCGAAUCCGACCGACGGGUAAGUAUGGCUAUCGAACGACUCCACCUGCAACAGACACGUCGAUCCAAUCCGUCCAGACAGACGAUGACAACGACGAAUCGUUCGAGGCGCAGCAUGACUCAGGUGGCGAGACCGGAGAUGACAGCUAUUACAAUGAACCAGAUGCACCAACCGGUCCGGUCCGUGACAGGUUGCCAGACGCGUCUAGGAUUUUGGACGAGGAGAACGACGAUGCAUGGGAUGGUAGUGGCUUGCGUCGAUCGAAGCGACGGCGUUUUAAACCUUUGGCCUGGUUUAAGAGCGAACACAUGGUGUACGAACGCACUUUCGUUGGUGUAGGCACAGUAAUGCCUACGGUUGUGGGCGUGGAGCGUCUUGGUCAUGACUCCCCGACGUCGAAACGAAUGAAGGCAAAGCCACCAUCGAAAAGGACCAACAACAGCAGAGCGUUGACUCGCAAGGAGUUACCUAAGGACAUCCAAAAGCGAAUUGUGGAUAGCGAAUGGGCGACGCUUUUCGACAGCCAGGCUGGUUGUAUGAAUGAUCUGAACAUUAUCUGCCGUUCCAGCGAAAUCCGUCUACGCAAGCUCCCCACCGAGGAGAGGGGUGGAGCGGUAGUGCACGCCUAUGCAGGUCAGAGUUUCAACCUGUUCAGUCCGUCUCCGUUUGCUCGGUGGAUCUCUGGUCGUGUCGUGUUACCUCCUGGAGCGUGGAAAGAACCAGAGGGCGUCGGUCAAGCAGUUCAGUUGUUCUACGUCACGGGUUGUCAGCCGAAAUCUCUCGAGUUGGCGCUGGCUCCUGAGACCGACGACGAUUUCUUCACAAGCAAGUACACAACGCACUUUUUGCUCAGUCCAGGUGACGAGUUCUACGUGCCGGCUGGUAACGUGUACUAUGUGAAGAACCACUCGAGUUCUGCGGAUUGCGAUCUGCGAUUCACUAUUUUGAAACCUGAAGCGCCAAUGCCAGAUGACAACGACUCGGAGCCAGAGCAGGAGCAGGAAAAGGAGGAAGCUACGACCACUGAGACCAAGCCGGAGGCUACCGAGGCGAGUAGCCCACUAAAACGCAAACGCGAGGAGGACGCAGAUGCUGACGCAGACGCAGAAUCCGACUCCGUCUAACGUGGCCAUGUAGUUUCAUUAUACCAGCAGUCUCCUUUAUUCAAUAAAUUCGUUUCGUGUGCAAAG